AAGUGUCAAGCGAGCUAGUGUUGAUUGUUUUUACAAAAUCAAAAAUUAGAUUUUAAGUUUCUUUAAGCAAAAAAUUAGUAAGAGUAUAUAAAUUAUAUUUCAGAAUAAACCUUUUAUUAGGAUGUAAUGCUAUAAUCAAAAUGUCAGUGCUGCAAUUUUAUGGUGCAAGCGGUAAUAACAGUGUAAAGUGUUCAUUAAUUUCUUUGGAACGUUUUCAAGUAGAAUUAUCAGGAUUUGACGAUGGUCUAAUAAAUAUAUUAAAAACCAUACCUUCUAGAUAUUAUAAUCCUCAAACUAGGAUUUGGAGUUUUUUAAUUAAAGAUUACGAGCUAUUACUUCAAAAAUUGGAGCAACUGAAGCCAAGAAUUAUUGUAGAACAGAUUCCUCAGUUUGCUUUGAAAUGUAUAAAAGCAACAAACCAAGAAGUUAACAUAGAAUUUGAUAAAUUAGAUCCAGUUUUAGCAGCAACUCUUCUUCCUUUUCAAAUAGAUGGUUUAAAGUUUGGCAUUGAUAAAAAAGGUAGAUGUUUAAUAGGAGAUGAAAUGGGUCUAGGAAAAACAUUCCAAGCUUUAGCUAUAGCAAAUUAUUACAAAGAAGAUUGGCCUCUUUUAAUCAUUACAACAUCUACAAUGAAGACACAAUGGGAAGAAACUAUUGUAACAUACCUUCCUUCUAUACCCAUAUUACAAGUCCAGUAUAUGAUAACAGCAAAAGAUUACAUAGGGGAGUCAAAGAUUUUAAUUGUCUCGUACGAUAUGAUGUCUCGAUGCUGUGAGAAAAUCUCCCAACGAAACUUUGGAGUUAUGAUAGUGGAUGAAUCGCACACGUUAAAAAGUUUCAAAUCAAAGUGCUUUCUUUCCGCUGCGAAAGUGGCUAGUAAAGCUAAGAGAGUAAUAUUGCUGAGUGGAACUCCAGCAUUAUCGAGGCCUAGUGAAUUAUAUACACAAUUAUCUUUAUUGGAUAAGUCGUUUUUUGGUAGUUUUUACAACUACAGUCAGCGGUAUUGUGAUGCUAAAAUAACAAAGUUUGGUCGCGAUUGUAACGGGCACUCCAACCUGCAGGAACUCGAAGUAAUAUUAGCUAAAAAAUUCAUGAUUAGGCGAACUAAAGAACAAGUAAUGAAAUCUAUACCUAAUAAAAAACAAGAAGUAAUAACAUUAGAUACGAAAUUAAACGAGCUAACCGAAGAAGACAGAAAAUGUCUGAAUAUUUUAUUUCAAGAAUACCAGAUGCAAAAAGGAGUUAACAAGCAUGCAGCUUUGUUAACAUUUUUCGGUGAAACUGCGAAAAUCAAAAUUCCUGCAAUAUGUUCUUAUAUUAAACCGCUACUGAGCCGUAAGGACAAAUUUCUUAUCUUCGCUCAUCAUAAAGUUAUGCUAAACGCAGUAGAAAAUUUAAUAAAAUUGGCAAACAUUAAGUACAUUAGAAUAGAUGGUAAUACAACAACAGAUCAAAGGAAAUAUUUCAUUAAAAAAUUUCAAACAGAUGAUAAAUAUUUGUGUGCUGUUUUAUCCAUAACAGCCACAAAUGCUGGUAUAUCAUUAACUGCAGCCAAAUUGGUUCUCUUUGCUGAAUUGCAUUGGAAUCCCAGUAUACUAAGUCAAGCAGAAGCACGUGCACAUAGAAUAGGCCAAGAAGAGACUGUAUUAAUUCAAUAUUUACUAUGCCCGGGUACAGCUGACGACGCCAUAUGGCCAAUGCUCCAGGAGAAGCAACGAACGUUGAGUGCAGUUGGACUUUGUAGGGAUUCUUUUGAAACAGUGGCUAUCAAAAAACACAAGUCUUCUAGUGAUAAUGACGUCCUAAGUCAAAGUGCUAUAACAAACUAUUUAACACCAACAAAGAAACCGAAGCUGGAAAGUGACGUGUUUGAUGAUGGAUUAGAUGAAAUUUUAUGUAAAAGUGUCAUUGAAUAUAAUGAUUCCAAAGAUGCUGAACUGUUAGAUGAUGGUUUAGAUGAUUUAUUCUGUGAAAUCGAGUUUUAAUACAUAUUGUUAUUUUUGGCGAUUUGCCACGGUUUUUUAACAAGAUUUUUUUAACUCCAGUUUUUUUUUUAAUACCUGAUUAAGAUUUAAUUAUUGAUUUUUUUCUAGAGGGCAAAUGUAAUAAAACAAUGCACAUACUAUGAAGCAAUACAACUUACAUUUAGAAACAGUAUAGUAAAAGAAAUGUCCAUGGAAGAAUUUGUAGGUCUUAUAGGUGAGCAUUAUUAAAGAUAUGUUAAAUUUACCUAUCUUGACAUAUUGCUUUAUAUUUAUUUUUCACUAAAAG
Phyllotreta striolata is the source of this 2271-nucleotide messenger RNA. The record is from the annotation of a GenBank genome assembly. Lineage: Eukaryota; Metazoa; Arthropoda; Insecta; Coleoptera; Chrysomelidae.